Durusdinium trenchii is the source of this 1380-nucleotide messenger RNA. The record is from the annotation of a GenBank genome assembly. Lineage: Eukaryota; Dinophyceae; Suessiales; Symbiodiniaceae.
AUGCGUCGCGUAGUGGCAUUGGUGUUUGCAGUGCUGCAGCAGGCUUCAGCCUUCUCAAGACGAAUCCUUGACCCUCUCAUCCGAUUUCCAUACAGACUCCUGCUUUUGGGCAAAAAUCCAGAUACUUCUGUGUGCACCUGCCGCAUUCAAGUUGCGAAGGAGAUUCUUGAAACAAAGAAUUUGGAAAUCAAUGCGGCAAAGGCCAGGGAUCUUUUUCAAGCAGAUCUGCAAUUUGCAGCAACACAAGGCAUUUUGAAAGGAGCUCUGCGGGUGUUUAUUCGAGGCAUUGCCAGAUGCUGGCAAUGUGACACUAGGGAUUGCGAGCGAAUAAACAAGCAUUUGGCCCUUUUCACAGAGCGGGGGCCAACAUCAUCACAUGAGCUGAUUUCCAGCCGCGCUUGCAUAAAGCACUUCUUGGGCGAGUCUGUGAAUCCUGGAGCUUCUGAGAAACGGCGGAAAUGGAGUGAAUACAAACCCACAGCACAAUCGUUGCUGCAGCUUUGCUUGUCCAGUUGGCCUGACAAAGCAGAGGUCCAAAACAACACCUCACGGUGGGAACAGCCGGCGCCACCAGAAGACUUGCCUCCUGACAGAGAAAUGAGCCGCGUGUAUGACAAGUUGAUCGGAAUUCCAGGACAGACUGCUCGAAAGAACUGGGCCGCAUGCUGGAACAUGAUGAUCAACAAGAAACUGGCAGCUGCGUCUGAGUCUGAUACUUCAGUUUCUGCAGGCUCAUCAUUGGUGGUCACCAUUAUCAAAAAACAAGCUGGGUUUCAAUCUACCUAUGAUCACUAUAUCACAGCAGAGAAGGUUCGAACAACUCGACGGCUGGUUCUGUGUGAAACGCGGGGGGACAGGGAACUGUGGUUGAAAGAGCCGUUGACUUUCUUGAAUUCCCUUGAUGUCAUCUCCUCGUACUGGCCGUUUGUUCGAAGCGGUGCUCACGUGCGAGUUUUCAUUCUGAAACCAAACAAGUAUGAUGCCAAAAACCUUCCAGCUAUCAAGUAUGUUGGCCUCACUGAGAGUAAGCCCAUUGCGCAAGUGGACUUGGAGAAGCCGUCGACCAAAAUGAAAGAGGCCUUUAAACCACUUGAACAGAAAAUACUGGAACUAUUGAUGGAACAAGCGGAAGAAGAUCUUGAGAAAGCAGCCGGUGAUGAUGGUGGCACACAUGGGAGUGCGAGUGUACUGACUACGGCAGAGCACAUUUUGAGGGAGGCUUGCCGUGAGACAACAUCAACAGUUCUGGAUGAUUUGGAAGAGAAAAAGCAAGAGCUGGAGACCGAAGCCAACGAAGAAACUAUGGAGGAUAGUGUUCGGGCAGUGGAGGAGCAGGUAGUGAAAGAUGCAUUGAGAACUGGAGCAUGUCCAAUGCCGUGA